AUGGACAACGUGCGCAAAUUCUUCUACGGCCCAACGCCAGAGGAACAAGUACACCUGCCUAAUGAGCAAGUCCUCGAUUUCCGUUUAGCUGAUUUUAUUCUUCAUAGAAAAGGAAAUGCACUGCGCUCAUGCGACAGAAUACUCGAAAGCUUGAUCGCGAUAUCCAAAACCUGAAACAACUCGAAUCAAAAACUCGCUCGCUUAUCCUCCAAGCCUCCAAGCGCGCCCAACGAAAUCCGUCACAAGCCCAACAGGCGUCACAAGAAACCCGGAUAUUCGCGAAGGAGCUCAUACGAGUACGAAAACAAGCUGCGCGACUGAACACAUCAAAAGCGACCUUACAAUCGGUGGGUAUGCAAGUAAACGAAGCGUUCGCUAUGAAAAAGAUAGAAGGGAGCAUCAAGAAUAGCACAGGCAUUAUGAAAGAUGUGAACACUUUGGUGCGUUUACCGGAGCUUACGGGUACGAUGAGGGAGUUGUCACAAGAGCUGGUAAAGGCAGGAAUCAUUGAGGAGAUGGUGGGAGACUCGAUGCCCAACAACGAGUUGUUAGAAGGGGAAGAUGAGGAGGCGGAGACUGAGGUUGACAAAGUCUUGGGAGAGGUGCUGAAGGACAGAGUACAGACUCCUGGUACACAGUUACCGAGUGAGCCGCUUGGGCCUGUCGAAGCGCAACCGGAAGCUGGGGAAGAAGGACUGGAUUCGGAGGAGAUGUUGGCGCAGAUGAGAGGAAGGUUGGAGGCACUGAAGAGCUGA
Molecule: messenger RNA, 755 nt
Organism: Lecanosticta acicola
Lineage: Eukaryota; Fungi; Ascomycota; Dothideomycetes; Mycosphaerellales; Mycosphaerellaceae
Source: the annotation of a GenBank genome assembly